AUGCUAUCGACUUGGGAGCUUCCGGAAGACGACCCGGAAGGCACUCCCUACAAGCGGGAUGAGGUGCACCUGCAGGGCUUCUUGGUGCCAGGCAGAGUGGAUGUCUACAAUGCCUUCGGCCAAACUGGACGCGAGAAUGCCGCCAUUCUUGGGAGGAACUCCGAUUUGUUUUUCGACAUGACGACGACGGCUCCUGUCCAAGCUGGCUCCGACCUGGUUCUGCAAGCACGAGGUGCUGGGCCGGAUGGAUUCAAAUUGUUCAGUGAAAGGGCAGAAUUGUGGACGCUCGACAGUGAGGGGGUCAACGUGGACAGAAAACUGGGGCAGUGGUACUGCGAAGACAUGAGGAGUCUCUUUGAUCCGGACAACGAGACUGCCAUGAAUUUGACGAAGGACAUGUAUCUGCCGCAUCGUUCAGCUUGCGAGUGGGACACUACACGUGAAGACCUGGUACGCAAUUUUGAUCGAAGUGAUCCAAAUGCCACUCGGGUGGCAGACACGUUGGUGCUUCGAAUCAACGAGGCAGCUCCGAUCGCCAGCAGUCUCCGGCUGCGGUUUCAGGUGCAGACGCCGGAAGACAGGACAAACUUCCUCGAAGAACGCUGGCACUUGACUGUGCAGCUGUACAACGAGAUCACGUCGGUGCUGGAAAUCAUUGCCACCAACGAUGGGGCGCCGGUGCCCCUGUCCGUGGUCACGCAGCUGCCCACCGAGCCAACACCAGAGCCCUCGAUGCUCGCGCCCCUGGCACGGGCCGAGGUGGUCUUCAUGUUGGACCCAUUGGACACUGGUGCCGAGGCUUUCGUUCUCACGGCUCCGCUUGGCUACACUUUCGUUCACCCCUGCCGGGUUCCUUUCCAGGAGAACCAAACCAACAACGUGGACGAGAUGCGCUGCUUGCCAUUGCCGGCCGCCAGUGGCCUGAGCCGUGCUCGCGUGGACUGUGAGGUUGAUCCAGCACUCCGCUUGGUGGCAGGUUUGGGCACGGAGUGCCUUCGUAAUGCACCCACUGUUGUGUACGUGGCGUCGCCAGAGGCAACGGUGCCAGACGCACAGAACGUGUGGUUCGUCGAAGCUGUCGCACUUGUAGGAACCAACUACACUUCGGUGGGGGAUCGGCUGGGAAGAGGGACGUUUACCGGUUUUGAGGUCGUGGACAUGGGGGUCCAGGUGGUUUAUGGUGCCCUUGCUUCGGUGCCAGUGGACGUGGGUGUGGCCUUCACCAGCCGUGUGGAUCUCCCGCGCCUCGGCCAGGUCGUCAUCGAAGGACCUCAGGAUCUGCAGCAGUUCAGCUGCGAAAACAAGCGUGGCCGGGUCUUGCCGGUGUCUCUGGGGCCUCUGGCACGAUGCCAAACAACCUCUUCCUUCCCACCAACGGUGGUUCUCACAUUGAACCAGAGCCUGCCAAGCAGCCUGCAUGUGGUCAUCAUACCUGCGGAGACCUCCAGACAGGACCCGCAGCCUUCGCGAAACGUCUUCAACGUCUUCCUCCGAGCUCCCGAUGGCCGGAAUAUGGACGUCUCGUUGACAGUUCCGGGUGAGCCGAUAGUGCAAGGCAUCCGCGCGAGUGUUUUACCCUUCUGGUGGACAGAGCUGAAGCAGUACGAUGAUUUCUUCGACGUGACGGUCCCUGUAGAGAUCCUGGACGAUGUCGAUAUCGAGUUGUGGGGCAUCCUUAUCGACUUUCCAAAGGACCCGGACUUCCAGCUCCACGCUCUUGACGUCCAGGUUUCUACAGCCUUUGGCGAGGGAAUUUACCUGCAGCCAGUUUCGCCAUUCAUUGGGCAAGCAGGUGGCAGUCGACUGCUGGUGCGGUUGGACCCCAAUCGGAAGCCUCGCACAGGCAUGAGCCUGAUCCAGUUUCCCGUGACCCGACCGUUUAGCCUGCCACUCUUCAACUUCUGGCGUGUUGCGUUGUGCGGUUCAGCAAUGGGCCCAAACGGUGAAGGCUGCGAGCUCGGUGAGGACCGCGAGGAUCGGGGCUGGGCACUGGAUGCUCAUGUCAGCUGUUCUCACAUGCGUGUUUCGGGCCACGACGGGCAGUACCUCACGAGCGCAGGGGCCGCUGGAAUGUGGACUCUCUUGCUGGUCCUUCUCGCCCCUCCCAGCCUUGGCAUGCGUGAUUGGGGAGGUGCCGCCAUCACCCGACUGACGGCGCAUCUCAGAGGAGCUUUCUCGGAUGAUGACACUAACACGCACGAACUUGGCACUUUGCUGGGAUUGGAGGACCUUGAUAAUCUGCGUGCUGGGGUCGCAUCUGCUCUUAGCAGUCCUUACUCGAUCGUCAGCUUCUCGACACCAGCGUGGGAGAUUCCGAUGGACAUGUCGGAGGAUCCGCCCUAUGCCGAUGCGUUUAGCAAGCUCAACUCCAGCUUCGCCCAGUAUGGAGCCACACACAACAGUAUCUACUUGUCGUCGAACUCUGGGAGGUUCAUGGAUGGAGUUCGGACUCUGGAGCAGACCGAUGGCUCCAGCGAGCAUGGAGCCCUGGGUUUUGGCGGUCAAAGGGUGUCAGCGGCAGAAAUGCAGGACAAUGCUGCCACGAAGCACUUGGUCGUGCAAGCAAGCUACCCUGGCGGCCCAGGAUACUUCGGACAUGCAAUAGACAACGUCUUUCCAAGAGUGCUGAGCAUCUUCCCGGGCGCCAAAAGUGCUGGCUACAAGCUUUCCGUGGUUGUUCCGAAGACGUCUCGCGAGUUUUUCAGUCACAACACCCAAGUCCUCUUUGAGCAGAUGGGCGUGGAAGUGCUUGAAGAGAUCCCUAAGACCCCCCACCGGAUGGCUGGCGUGACGAAUGUUGCAUCUUGGGAUCGACUCGUGCGACACAACACUCGGAACGUCAUCCGCGAUGAACUCUUCCGGGGCUUGACUCCAGCUGCUUGCUCGGGCGGCACAGCAGAUGGAGGAUCACAAGGUGCCUGGUCCAAGGUCUUCCUGUCUCGCCACAGCGGCACACGAAAUGGUCGCUCCGUCGAGGGUGAGGAGCUCUUGGAAGAGAAGCUGCGAAAGAACGGUUUUCAUAUCCUUGACGAUCCUGGAAGCAUGCCUGUACAUGAAUUGGCCAGGAAGCUUUACACGUCGACGUGCUGCUUGGCGGGCUUCGCCGGAACAGCGCUGCUGAAUCUGGUCUUCCUGCCGGAUGGAGCAAAACUCGUCGAGUACAAUCCCACAGGUUUGUACGCUGACUACUGGGAAUGGGCUCAUGCUCUGAACAUGAGCUAUGUUCACACCGUGCCAAGUCUCAGUAUUGGUGACGGAGAAGCUGACAAGCUUGCUGAGCUCGCUGCAUAG
This is a messenger RNA of Symbiodinium sp. CCMP2592, 3291 nucleotides long. The record is from the annotation of a GenBank genome assembly. NCBI's taxonomy places the organism in Eukaryota, Dinophyceae, Suessiales, Symbiodiniaceae.